UUGUUGUACAAUGAAGUGGACGACCAGGGCUGCCCAGCCAUCCCCCUGGUGGACGAGAACAUGAUCAUCGACCUGUUCGAGUGCCAGGAGAACUGCCGCGGGGAAUGCAAGCAAGCGGGAGUGUCACCGGUCGUCGCCGAGUUCAAAUGUGCCAGCGGUUACGAGGCCUAUUGGGAGAUAAAUGACACUGUGACCUAUCACUGGAGGCUGCGUGUGACCUGCAACAAUGAGAAGCACACUUGGUCGUCGGCGGGCGGUCAGCCGUCAACUACGUUAGAGUUGCCAAAUUGCAUCUACAGCGGAGCGAGAAUCGCAACGUCCAGCCUUAUGAUGUUGAUUUUUACCUUACUGUUAACCUCAAGGUUCUAAGAGCAUCAUCCCACGGCUGAUCAUGGUUAACCAUAAUGGGUUUAGUUAAUCAUGGGAUUAUUGGUGAGCCAUGCUACUUCUGGAUAAUCAGAGCAGCAAUGCUUAAUCAUGAUGAAUUUCGAUAUAUAUUUCUGCGCUGGACAUUCCCGGAAUCUACUGUUAAAGGGACGGAAUGGUAUCGCAUAUCACCCGUUUCUCCCAAGACUCUUAGGUGGCUCGAAGCGUCGCAGUCAUGAAUGUGUGAGAGUGUGCCCGCCUGCCAACGGAAACCCACAUCGCUG
Penaeus vannamei (Pacific white shrimp) is the source of this 650-nucleotide messenger RNA. Lineage: Eukaryota; Metazoa; Arthropoda; Malacostraca; Decapoda; Penaeidae. The record is from RefSeq and is a predicted model, not a curated record.